AUGGAGGUUCUGUCCCAUGUUUCGCAUAACCGCAACCCCGACAAGCCGGAUCGAAUGUUCAUCAUCGAAACCAUCGCGCAAACCUCUAUCAUCCACGCCGCGAGUGUCAUGACCGUGAAAGCCGAUAGGCUCUUGGAAAGGGCCAUGGAAGAACUUGCAGAGUACGACAUGCUCGUAGUUCCAGGAGGACCACCCGCCGUUGUUCAGCCACUGGUCGAGGGAAAUACCCCGGAGGUCAAUAUAAUCCGCAAAUUCGCUACGCUUACCUCGUCGGAGUCCCAAAAGCCACGUAUUUUGUUUUCCAUUUGCACAGGUGCGUUGUUGCUCGGCGCGGCAGGUAUUUUGUCUGGAAUGACGGUCACAACUCAUCACCGUGCGGUGGAGGUUCUACGGGAAGUAUGUGCUCGUUUUGGUGACAAAAAUGAGGGCCCCACAAAUGUAGUGCACAAGCGCUAUAUGGAUGGAGGUUAUUUGAAAGGGGAUUCGGUACAGCUAGUCACAGCUGGAGGAAUUAGUUCUGGCCUUGACGCUACAUUUUAUGUCGUGCGUCAGCUGUCAAGCCCGGAAAUGGCUGCCUUUGUGUCGCGGGUGAUGGAGUAUGAUUGGGCUGAGCCAGGAAAUUGA
This is a messenger RNA of Penicillium waksmanii, 624 nucleotides long. RefSeq names its product isonitrile hydratase-like protein xanA (gene xanA). Bases 1 to 624 code for a protein of 207 amino acids. The transcript has a single exon. Lineage: Eukaryota; Fungi; Ascomycota; Eurotiomycetes; Eurotiales; Aspergillaceae. The record is from RefSeq and is a predicted model, not a curated record.